UUUCGGUCCUACCGAUUGUUUUUCUCUCUGUCGUCUUCACAGCGAAUAUUCAUCGAAGCAAUUCCUCCUCGGAGGAAAAGAAAAGGAAAGGAAAAGUAUCUGAAGAGCGGAUCGUAUUUAUCGUCGGUGAAUCGAUCAUCAUCGGAGGAGGAAGAGGGUGAAUUCGAAGAAGGAAGGUUGGGGAAAAAAUGGGGGACCAUCUGGUGAGGGCGGAGGAAUUCGAGAAGAAAGCAGACAAGAAGCUCAAUGGCUGGGGUCUAUUCGGAUCUAAGUACGAGGAUGCUGCCGAUCUCCUCGAAAAAGCUGCUAAUUCCUACAAACUCGCCAAAGCAUGGGAUAGAGCAGGAGCAACUUAUGUGAAGAUGGCUAACUGUCACUUAAAGUCAGACAGCAAACAUGAUGCUGCUAAUGCCUAUGCUGAAGCUGCCAAAUGCUACAAGAAAGUAAAUACAAAUGAGGCUGCAUCUUGCUUAGAGCAAGCAGUUAAUAUAUUUUGUGAGAUAGGAAGGCUCAGCAUGGCUGCACGAUAUUAUAAGGAAAUUGCUGAGUAUUAUGAAUCUGACCAGAACAUCAACCAAGCUAUUGCGUACUUUGAAAAGGCAGCUGAAUUCUUUCAAAAUGAAGAAGUAGCCACUUCUGCUAACCAGUGCAAAUUAAAGGUGGCGCAAUAUGCUGCCCAGAUGGAACAAUAUGAUAAGGCAAUCCAGAUUUAUGAAGAGAUAGGCCGCCAGUCCCUUAACAACAACUUGCUGAAGUAUGGAGUUAAGGGGCAUCUUCUCAACGCAGGCAUAUGCCAUCUAUGCAAAAGCGAUGUUGUCUCCAUUAGCAACGCUUUAGAGAAAUAUCAGGACCUCGAUCCAACUUUUUCAGGGACUCGGGAGUGCAAGUUCUUGACGGACAUUGCUUCUGCCAUUGAUGAGGAGGACGUCGCAAGGUUCACAGAUGUUGUCAAGGAAUUUGACAGCAUGACUCCUCUGGAUUCAUGGAAGACAACAUUGUUACUAAGGGUGAAGGAAAAGCUGAAGGCCAAGGAGCUCGAGGAGGACGAUCUUACCUGAAAUAUCUUAUCUCUCCGGUGAUUUAUUUGCUUCCAAAAUCAUGGGUUUGGAUCAUGUUCUUCUGUUACUCCACAUGCUUCUGACUUGUCUUUAUGUUUAAAGUGUCGUCUAAAGUACUCUAUAUACUGCGAGAUUGUGUUGUUUCUCAUCUGAGUUUCAGUUCAAGAGGUUUGCUGGACAUGUUUCUGUGAUAUCAACGUCAAGGUUUGUCCUGGUUUCAUUA
Molecule: messenger RNA, 1281 nt
Organism: Tarenaya hassleriana
Lineage: Eukaryota; Viridiplantae; Streptophyta; Magnoliopsida; Brassicales; Cleomaceae
Product: alpha-soluble NSF attachment protein 2-like
Exons: 9
Coding region: 189-1058 (289 amino acids)
Biological process (GO): intracellular protein transport; SNARE complex disassembly
Cellular component (GO): SNARE complex; vacuolar membrane
Molecular function (GO): syntaxin binding; soluble NSF attachment protein activity
Source: RefSeq, a predicted model, not a curated record